Molecule: messenger RNA, 745 nt
Organism: Impatiens glandulifera
Lineage: Eukaryota; Viridiplantae; Streptophyta; Magnoliopsida; Ericales; Balsaminaceae
Exons: 2
Coding region: 76-471 (131 amino acids)
Source: RefSeq, a predicted model, not a curated record
UCAUCAUAUCAUCAUCAUCAUUUCCCAUCCAUCGAUCUUAAAUGGUAUGGUUGAAAGGUAAGAGAAAUUAAAAGUAUGAAAAAAGGACACCAAAUAUCACCAUUAUCGUCUUCUUCAUCUUUAUCGUCAUCUUCUUCUCCACCAACAUCUCCACUUCCGAUAAGCAUUGGACCAGGGCAGCGUAAGUACUCGCUAUCCUCAUCUCCUUCUCCGCCGUCAGCUUCGCCGCCAUUCUCUAUAAGCCAUGAUGCUUCUGAAGAAUAUGAAAUUGGUCCACUUCUGAAUAAUAAGCAAGGGAUAUCAUCACUCACUUCAUUUGGAAGAAAAAAUAGACCAGUUCCUACUCCAUUUUGGUUGGAUCAGGAUCAUCAUCAUGAUCAUCACUUGCAAUCCAACAAAAGCUCUUGUCUCAAAGACUUGUUAGAAUGGGUGGUGUUAAAAUGUUGUAAUUGCAACUCUUGGUCAGCAUGAGGACGACUGACCGGGGCAGGCAGGCAUGAUCAUUAAUUCAAACCAGACGGUCUUCUUUCUUUCUUUCUUAGCUACCAAUUAACCUAACAAACAAACAAAUAAUUGGAGACUCUAUUUGUGAAUACAUUUAAUUCAAUGCUCUCUUUUUUUUUUCUUGAUUUUUGUACACUAAUUGGGGAAGAGUUAAUUACUUUUCCACUAUUAGUUAUAAGAGAUAAUUAAGUACUACUGUUUUAUUAUUAUUAUUAUUAUAUAGUUAGAGUAUACAAAAUAU